CUUAAUGUGGCUCCAUACUGCUAGAUACAAUCUAUGGAUAAAACUCACAGAAAAAUAAAAAUGAUUGUUCUAUAGUUUCGGUCUGGGAACCUGCAUACUUUUCUCGCGAGACGCGUUGCUACGUGCUCAUAGAUGAACAUUGUAUCAACAGAGGAACAAAACCACAUUUUAAUGCAUUCAGAUGCAGAGUGUCCCGUAUCCGUGUCUGGUGCACGGGUGCGGCCCAAGAAGAGAGCCGCUGUGGCUGAAUCGGCAACAGCCGAGAACCAGCUGAUCCGUUCAUCUGGGAGACAGAUCAACGUAAGAGUGAAGCGCUGCAGUAACUCUCCGGGUCAGGCAUGUCUGUAUCAGACUAAAAGGAAAGUAACAGACACAGAGGAAGAUGAGGACCAGUCUGAGAAGAAGUACAGGAAAUGUGAGAAGGCCGGCUGCUCGGCCACGUACCCAGUGUGCUUUGCCAGUGCAUCCGAAAGGUGUGCCAAAAAUGGCUACACAUCCCGAUGGUACCAUCUGUCCUGUGGAGAGCAUUUUUGCAAUGAAUGCUUUGAUCACUACUACAGAAGUCAUAAAGAUGGCUAUGAGAAGUAUGCCAACUGGAAAAGGGUGUGGACAGGCAAUGGGAAAAGUGAGCCCAGUCUCAAAGCUUUCAUGGCUGACCAACAACUUCCAUAUUGGGUCCAGUGCACCAAGCAAGAUUGCGGGAAAUGGAGACAGCUGACCAAGGAGAUCCAACUCACUGCCUCGUUAGCAACAACAUACCGCUGUGGGAUGAAGUUGAAUAAUGUCAAGAGUGAAGGGCCAGACCAGUGUUCCCAACCAGAAGACCUGCGGGUGGCUGAAGUGAUUGACAGUUGGUGGCACUCUAUGUUGAUCCUCCCCCCCCUGCUGAAGGACAGCCCGGCCAGUGCCUUCCUCACCGCAUACUACCCAGACUGUGUGGGCAUGAGCCCCUCCAGCUCCCCCUGUAACCUCUCACCGAACGAGCUGAAGGCGGAGCAUUGCAGGGUCACCCAGCCCCAAAUCCCAGGGCUGUGCCCAUAUUUCCAGCCCUUUUACCAGCCUAACGAGUGUGGCAAGGCCCUGUGUGUGCGGCCUGACAUGAUGGAGCUGGAUGAGCUGUAUGAGUUUCCAGAGUACUCCCGUGACCCCACCAUGUACCUGGCCCUGCGCAACCUCAUAUUGGGCUCCUGGCACAGAGACUGCAAGGAAGUGCUGACCCCUCAGAAGUGUGCACCUCACAUCAUUGUCCGAGGCCUGGUUCGGGUGCGCUGCGUGCAGGAGGUGGACAGAGUACUCUACUUCAUGACCAGGAAGGGCCUGAUCAACACCGGAGUUCUGUCAGUCAAAGAGCCCCUCCUGCCAAGUCACUACCACAAUAAGAAGGUGGUCAUAAUCGGUGCUGGAGCAUCUGGCCUGGCUGCAGCUCGCCAGCUGAAGAAUUUUGGCAUGCAGGUGGUUGUGCUGGAGGCAAGGGACCGCAUCAGAGGGAGAGUCUGGGACGACAUAUCGCUGGGUGUGACAGUGGGGCUUGGAGCCCAGAUUGUGAAUGGCUGUAUCAACAACCCCAUUGGGCUAAUGUGCGAGCAAAUGGGCAUAAAGAUGCACAAGCUGGGGGACCGGUGUGACCUGAUCCAGGAGGGAGGGAAGACCACUGACCCAGCCAUAGACAAGCGUAUGGACUUCCACUUCAAUGCCAUCCUGGAUGUGGUGUCCGAGUGGAGGAAGGACAAGUCCCAACACCAAGACACCCCGCUAGGAGAAAAAAUCCAGGAGGUCUAUAAAACUUUCCUCCAGGAGUCAGGGAUCCAGUUCAGCGAGCUGGAAGAGAAAGUGCUUCAGUUUCAUCUGAGCAACCUGGAGUAUGCCUGUGGCAGUAACCUGGACCAGGUUUCAGCACGCUCCUGGGACCACAAUGAGUUCUUUGCCCAGUUCUCUGGAGACCACACAAUGCUGAUACAGGGGUACUCAACAGUGCUCAACAAACUGGCUGAGGGCCUUGACAUCCACCUCAACACCCCAGUUAAGGCUAUUGAUUACUCGGGUGAGCUGGUCAAAGUCACUUCAUCCAAUGGUUCACAGUGGACAGCACAGAAAGUGCUGGUAACAGUCCCAUUAGCUUUGCUUCAGAAGAACAAGCUUCAGUUUGUCCCGCCACUUCCUGAAAGGAAGCUGAAGGCUAUUAACAGUCUUGGUGCUGGGGUCAUUGAAAAGAUUGCCCUGCAGUUUCCCUACCGAUUUUGGGACAGCAAGAUACAAGGUGCUGACUGUUUUGGGCACGUUCCACCUGGUCCUGACAAGAGGGGGUUGUUCAGUGUGUUCUAUGACAUGGAUCCACAGGGAAAGCGUAGCGUCCUUCUGUCAGUCAUGACUGGGGAUGCUGUGGCCACUAUCAAGGAUCUGGGGGACAAGCAAGUGACCAGCCUGUGCAUGAAAGUCUUGCGUGAAUUGUUUAAGGAACAGGAAGUCCCAGAGCCAGUGAAGUACUUUGUGACACACUGGAGCAAAGAUGUGUGGUCCCAGAUGUCUUACAGCUUUGUGAAGACAGGGGGCAGUGGCGAGGCCUAUGACAUCAUUGCUGAGGAAGUGCAGGGAAAAGUGUUCUUCGCUGGAGAGGCCACAAACCGACACUUCCCCCAGACAGUCACAGGAGCCUAUUUGAGUGGUGUGAGGGAAGCAAGUAAAAUUGCUGCUUUGUAAACCUGGUGGUGAUGGAAAAACCUGUAUGAGGACUGCUUACAGAAGACACUACUCUAUGCCAUGAUGCAGACUAUGCCCUAAAGCCAUUGAUUUAGUUUAGUGUAACACAAAAUCAGGAGCCAAAUGCUGAACUUCUCUCAUGAUGCAUUGCUGUGGGAUUUCGUUCCAGGUUUAUUGUGUGGGUGUUGAUAUAUGAAUGGAAAACUGCGGUCAUUUUUUUUUUUCUUUAUAUUUUAUGAAAUCUUAAACUGAAUCGUGAUUGCUCUUGAGGGCAGCAUUAUGGCUUCCAUCAACAUACUGAGGACAGUAUGUUGAUGGAUAUUUAGAAUUCAUCACUUAAAUCUGAGAAUGAUGUCACAGCAUGUAUGCACGUGUGUACAAAUAUGUGCUCCGUCAAUAAUUGGUUUUCAUGGAGCCAGUUCAUUUUUACGCAUCUUAUAACUCAUUUCCAUAAACAUCCGAAUUGCUCAUCUGUAGUAAUGUUUUAAUUAUUCAACUUAUUAUUUUUCUUUUGAUUAUUUUAAAGAUUAUUUUUAAGAAUAAUCUUGUAUAUACAUUGGGCUCAAGAAUUAUUGGAACCCCUAAUAAAUCUUCACAAAAAGUGCUGUAAACUAAGAAGUAGUACCAUUUAUGAAUGAUUCAAUGGAAUCAACCAAAGUCCACAAUUAUUGGCACCCCAGUUUAAUAAAAAGAAAUGUGCAAACACACCUGGAAAAUUCUUAAACUACGAUCCUUGGGUUCCUUAUUGCCUCCCUCACCAUGUUCCUUACUGUCCGUGGGGAUAAUAUGCAUUGCAUACUCUUGCUGCCUUCCUGCGAAGUUUGCAAACAUUCAAUAUGUUUUGCUUUUUAUUAUUACAAUUACAGUGCUAAGUUUUUGUACCCAUUACCUGAUAUGUGAUGGUCAGUUACCAUCUGUGUCUUCUGAAUUGACAAUUCUUUGGCUUUUCACAUCCUGAUGGUUGACAAAGGGAUUUUGCAUGCUUGUUACCUCAUUUUCUAUACCCGAAGUGUUGGAAUGACACAAUAUAGUUCCUUUAGACUGAGAUUAGCUAAACUAAAGUAAAAUUGUAUUGUUAAUUUAAAUUUGUUUGAUUUUAUUUACAAUAAUCAGGAGUGCCAAUCAUUUUGGCACCUGUGGUUUUCAGAAAAAAGGAGAUAACUUUAUAAAAAACAUUGAAACAUGAAAAGUAAAUGUAUUGAAAUAAAAGUAUAUAUAUUUCAUGUAUGUUUGAACAGAAAAUAUACAUUAUUAUUAAUGCUGUGUAUUACGUGCAGCCUUUUUUAUUUAGGGCGGCAAUAAUUCUGGAGCCCAUUGUAUAUAUUUUUAUGUAUGUGUACAAAGUGUAACUGUUGUAAUAUGGCUUGACUGUGUACAACUAUUAUGUUAUUAUAAACCCACCUACCAACAAUGA
Messenger RNA from Conger conger (European conger), 4111 nucleotides. Its product is annotated as lysine-specific histone demethylase 2. The transcript is spliced from 21 exons. The record is from RefSeq and is a predicted model, not a curated record. NCBI's taxonomy places the organism in Eukaryota, Metazoa, Chordata, Actinopteri, Anguilliformes, Congridae. Gene Ontology annotation, molecular function: zinc ion binding; oxidoreductase activity; protein binding. The coding region runs from base 133 to 2697 and encodes 854 amino acids.